AGGAGUGAAUUACGCAGUUAAAUUGUAUCUCGUGUGUUGGAACUCUGUCCGUAGGCAGCUGUGCAUGGUUAUAACUUCGGAUUUUGCUAUGUUAUUUGAUGUUCACUUGCGGGUUUCGUAAUAUGCGGUUUGAGUGAAGAUCUAAAAAGAAAGAGCAUCAUGCAACAACCGUUUGUUCCCGGAGUUGCCGUGGAGCCCACGUCAAGGGUCGAAAUUACCCUCAGUGCCAAGAAUUUAGCCAACAAGGAUUACUUUUCGAAAUCCGAUCCGUUUAUCGUGACUUACGAAUCAGAACCAGGAGUGUUCAAUUGGAGAGAAUGUCACCGAACGGAAGUUAUCAGAGACAACCUCAAUCCGCAGUUCGUCAGAAAAUUGGUGAUGAACUACAGAUUCGAGGCGCAACAAAAACUCCGCUUUGAGAAUUCCUUGAAUUCUUCUCUGAAGAACCCGAAGAUCUUGCCGCCGAUCGCAGGAUUACCGACGGAGAAGCGGAGCGCAGAAAUGGCAUUGUUGUCGCAAGAAGUUUUGGCCGAGAUCCCUGCCCAGUUCCUGGGUUACAUGGAGAGCCAGGGCAUCAGGCCGAACCCACCCAAGACGGGGAUCUUGAAUAUCCCUCAGGAUCCCGAGGUACUGGUCGGAGAUUUUGAGCAGUGA
Molecule: messenger RNA, 654 nt
Organism: Notodromas monacha
Lineage: Eukaryota; Metazoa; Arthropoda; Ostracoda; Podocopida; Cyprididae
Source: the annotation of a GenBank genome assembly